Molecule: messenger RNA, 624 nt
Organism: Penaeus indicus
Lineage: Eukaryota; Metazoa; Arthropoda; Malacostraca; Decapoda; Penaeidae
Product: larval cuticle protein A3A-like
Exons: 5
Coding region: 1-624 (207 amino acids)
Cellular component (GO): extracellular matrix
Source: RefSeq, a predicted model, not a curated record
AUGACGCAAACGGGGCCCGUGGGGUGCUUACCUGCGUCUGGCGGUGCAUGUGAGAGGGCUGGUACGGGCGGCCAGUACGUGCAUUGUUCACACGUCACCGUCAGUCUGCCGAGCAUAAGUAUAAAAGGGGCGGCUGUGCCCAGGCAACUUGUCAUUCGCAUCCGAGUGUAUCGUGCCUUCACACCCUUCGCACAAAGUAUAGAGCGACAUGUUUUGGAAGGUAAAAGUGGUUACCAUAGACACUCGUUGGUGUUCGCGCUACUAGCAGUGAUCGAGGUUAUCCUGGGUCACCCUGAUGUCUACGAACCCGUUUAUAAGCCGGAACCCCUGCCGUACUACUUCAACUACGACGUGCACGACGACUACAAGGGCGCCCAUUUCGGCCAGAACGAGAAGUCGGACGGAAAAGCUGUCUACGGUUCCUAUACCGUCGCGCUCCCCGACGGCCGCAAGCAACUUGUUGAGUACACGGCCGACCACUACAAGGGCUUCGUGGCCAAGGUUGAGUACACGGCCGACCACUACAAGGGCUUCGUGGCCAAGGUUAGCUACUACGGCAAGGCCAAACACCCUAAGUACUACGGCCCUCCUAUUACCUUCAAGCCUUCCUACGGAUACCAUUAA